CGGCCAGCAGAUUAACUCGAAGAAUCUCCCCAAUAAUGAGAUCGAACGAGUUGGAGUUGGAGAGCAAGUAGGGUAUAUCGUCUCUCCACAUCGAUCCGGCUGAAAGCGAGGCAAAACACCAUCGAUCUCGCCGCAAAAGAUACAAGUGCAGCUCCAGCUUUCCCCCACACUCAAAAGAAUACACCACGUACGUUGAUUAACCCACUCACAAUUCCCGUAGGCGCAUAGGCUAGCCAUAGCUCUCGCCUUGUACGUACGUACACAGCUAGCUAGCGCAUGCUGCUCGCCGGCCAUUAAAAUCCCUCUCGGGGUGCCGCCGUGAGCUAACCCUCAUGUUGCCUCCUCGCCGUAGCUUCCAUGGAUACGCUGUUUAGGUUGGUUAGCCUCCAAGCCUCCGAGCAGCAGCAGCAGCAGCAGCCGCAGCAGUCGGCGUCGUACAACUCCAGGAGCACCACCUCCAGCGGCGGCUCCAGGUCGUCGUCGCACCAGACCAACGCCUCCUACAACUACUACCACCACCACCACAGCAGCAGCAGCAGCGGCGGCGGCGGCGGCGGUGGGCAGUACUACUAUAGCCAGCAGCAGCCGCAGCAGUCGUACUACCUGGAGCCGUACCAAGAAGAAUGCGGCGGCAACGCCCAGCACCACCACCACCACCUUUACAUGGAUGAGGACUUCUCGUCGUCGUCUUCGUCGCGGCACUUCCACUCGCACGGUGGAGCGGGGCAGCCGCCGACCUCGUCCGCCACGCCGACGGCGCCAACGCCGCCGCUGUCUACCUCGUCGACGGCGGCCGGGGCGGGGCACGCGCUGUUCGAGGCGGCCGACCUGUCUUUCCCGCCGGACCUCAACCUCGACUUCUCGUCCCCGGCGUCCUCGCCCGGCGGCGGGGGCACAGCGUCGUCCGCGGCGGUGGGUGGAGGAGGCGGCGGGAGGUGGGCCAGCCAGCUGCUCCUGGAGUGCGCGCGCGCGGUGGCGACGCGCGAGAGCCAGCGCGUGCAGCAGCUGAUGUGGAUGCUCAACGAGCUGGCCUCGCCGUACGGGGACGUGGAGCAGAAGCUGGCGUCCUACUUCCUGCAGGGCCUCUUCGCGCGCCUCACGGCGUCCGGUCCCCGGACGCUGCGCACGCUCGCGGCGGCCACCGACCGGAACACCUCCUUCGAUUCCACCCGCCGCACGGCCCUGCGGUUCCAGGAGCUCAGCCCGUGGUCGUCGUUCGGGCACGUGGCCGCCAACGGAGCCAUACUGGAGUCCUUCCUGGAGGCCGCGGCGGCGUCGUCGGAGCCGCAGAGGUUUCACAUCCUCGACCUCAGUAACACCUUCUGCACGCAGUGGCCGACGCUGCUCGAGGCGCUCGCCACGCGCUCCCCCGAUGACACGCCGCACCUGUCGAUCACCACCGUCGUGUCGGCCGCUCCGUCCGCGCCGACGUCCGCCGUCCAGCGCGUCAUGCGGGAGAUCGGGCAGCGCAUGGAGAAGUUCGCGCGGCUGAUGGGUGUCCCCUUCCGUUUCCGCGCCGUGCACCACUCUGGCGACCUCGCGGAGCUCGACCUCGACGCGCUCGACCUGACCGAGGGUGGCGCCACCACCGGGAUCGCCGUCAACUGCAUGAACUCGCUGCGCGGCGUGGUGCCGGGUGGCGCCCGCAGGCGCGGCGCGUUCGCCGCGUCCCUCCGCCGCCUCGGACCACGGAUCGUCACCGUCGUCGAGGAGGAGGCAGACCUGGUUGCAGCCGACCCCGAGGCAUCGUCCGACGAAGGCGGCCGCAACACGGAGGAAGCGUUCUUGAAGGUGUUCGGCGAGGGCCUACGGUUCUUCUCGGCUUACAUGGAUUCGCUAGAGGAGAGCUUCCCCAAGACAAGUAACGAGAGGCUGGCAUUGGAGAGGGCAGCAGGGCGUGCCAUUGUCGACCUGGUUUCGUGCCCAGCGUCGGAGUCCAUGGAGCGGCGGGAGACAGCGGUGGCAUGGGCGCGGCGCCUUCGGUUGGCCGGGUUCUCACCGGUGCCAUUCAGCGAUGACGUAGCCGACGACGUGCGGUCACUUCUUCGCCGGUACCGGGAGGGCUGGUCGAUGCGCGAGGCCGGCACGGAUGACUCGCCGGCCGGAGCUGGCGUGUUCCUUGCGUGGAAGGAGCAGCCCCUCGUGUGGGCAAGCGCGUGGAGGCCAUGAUCGAGAUCAUCGAUCGAGCAAAGCUCACCAAUGCGCAUGCAAAGAUUGGAUGGUAGCUCUCGUGUGGCCUCAAAUCAAUGGCGCACGCAUGUAGGGUUUUGAAGCAGCCUAAGCGUAGCUAGGAGGCGACAGACAUUAAUGGCUACGUAACGUACGUACGUAUGUUGGAGGUGAUCGAUGAGGAAGGUGUGAUCGUAGUUUUAGCUCUUAGACUUCUUCGAUUUUUUUUUUUUUUGAUCAUCAUUCGCCACAAGUUCUUGGCAUUCUUAUGAUCUUGAUAAUUUGUUUCAGUAAGUUCUCUGCCCUUUGGUUU
Messenger RNA from Lolium perenne, 2482 nucleotides. Its product is annotated as protein SHORT-ROOT 1. NCBI's taxonomy places the organism in Eukaryota, Viridiplantae, Streptophyta, Magnoliopsida, Poales, Poaceae. The record is from RefSeq and is a predicted model, not a curated record.